ACGCGCAUGGCGCGGGAGGCGGAACUUGGUUACCUUCAGCGGUUACGGUUGGGCGGAGGGAGGGGGAGAUGCCGGGCGGGGAAUGUUGUUCGUCACCGCGUGCACCUCUCCGCGCGUGCUCACUUUUGAAUGAUCAACGCACCGCCCGCGCGCGAUGAUUGACGCGGCGAAAACACCACCUCGGCCGAAUGGUGCAACGCUGAUUCCGCCCACCUCCCCUUAUCAUUGGCGACGGUGAUCGCGGAGGGCGGGCAAUCGUGCCAGAUCCGAGCGCCGAUUAGACAACACCCGCGUCAGUUAAUCAGAUCCCGAGGCUUUUUUUUCAUUGUGAAGUUAGGUUGAGCAGCAGUAGAUGGAGGAAGCUCCUUAGUGAAUGUUGAGUGUAUUCUGUUAGAGUCUGCUAAUAGAGCCAUGACUGGAUUUCUUUGGCUGGGCAGCAUGAAUUGUGAAAGGUCAUGGCACUGAGUCCUGAUGAUGAAGACUAUGACACCUCCCAGUCCAGGGCUUCAGCAAGACUAAAACCUCGGCCAGCCCCUUCAUCAGGACCCAAACUCCUUCCUCACAAAUCAACCAGUGGUGCACGCAGACGCAGAACACGAUGCCGCAAAUGCGAAGCAUGCUUGCGAACGGAAUGUGGAGAAUGCAACUUCUGCAAAGACAUGAAGAAGUUUGGAGGCCCUGGCAGAAUGAAGCAGUCCUGUAUCAAGAGGCAAUGUAUUGCUCCUGUGCUACCACACACUGCAGUAUGCAAGAUCUGCGGUGAGGCAGGAAAGGAGGACAAUGUGGUGGAUGAAGCGGAGAAAUUUAAUGCAAGCUUAAUGGAAUGCUCCAUCUGCAAUGAAAUAAUACACCCAGGUUGUUUAAAGGUGGAAGAGUCGGAAGGGGUUAUAAAUGAUGAGUUACCAAAUUGCUGGGAAUGUCCAAAGUGUAACCAGGAGGGAAAAACUGGAAAAGAGUUUAAAGAAGGUGAAGAUGGAGGGAGACGAAAAUCUGAAGAUCUUGGACGUCCAAGAAUGGAGGAGUAUCAUUCCAAUAGGCGGAAAUCUGAUGAUGGGCUAGGACUCAAACGAAGAAAAGACAAGGAUCUACCUACAGAUUUGGGCCCAAGGAAAAAGCUGAGAGGAGGAAAAGAUGACAAACUUCAAAAGAGAAAGAAAAGGAAAGUAACUCCAGACUCUGAAGAAUCUAAUAAAGUAAACCACCUUGAAAGGUCAGAACAUGCAGAUAGGAUAGAACGGAUACGUCAAAUGAUGAAACGUGUCAACAGAAAUGAAGCUACCAGCUCCAGCUCCAGCUCAGAUUCUGACUCCGAUUCUAGCUCUGGUUCGGAAUCCAGUCUACAGAGAUCCGAAGGAAGCAGUGGGGAAUCUAGUCCGAGGUCCAUUGCAAAGACAGAUAGCCAAAGGUCAAAGCUCAGAAGAUUUUCCAAUGACAUUUUUAGUGAAGAGGAUGACGAGGAAGAAGAAGAUGAAGAUGAAGAGAAUGCAAGGAAUACAAAAUCUAAUUUGCUUUCCUUGGCUUCAAAAGUUGGUGAAAAUAACUAUUAUUCCUUAAGAGGAGAAAAUAUUCAAAAAAACUCUUUCAGGACAGUGGAGGUUUCAUUAAAGAAGAAAAAUGGACCAUCCAGUCAGCUUUGUCACAAGGUUCUUGGAAAUAUAUCUCGUCCACGGAUACUAAGCAAACUUCCAGUGCAGUCUCCUCCCAAGCCAUUUCAAAUGGAGAGACAUGUGGUUCGUCCUCCACCUCAUAGCCCUGAACCUGAUUCUUUACCACUUACCAGUGGAUCAGAACAUGUGGUGCAAAGAGAGGUGUGGCUGGCAAUAUUCAGUUACCUGAGCCAUAGGGACCUAUGCAUCUGUAUGAGAGUAUGCAAGACGUGGAAUAAGUGGUGUUGUGACAAGCGGCUAUGGACCACCAUUAACUUGAGUCGCUGCAAAUCGAUCACUCCAACAAUGCUGAGUGGGAUCAUCAGGAGACAGCCCAUCAUUCUAGACCUUAGCUGGACAAAUGUCUCAAAGAAACAACUCAGUUGGCUCAUAAACAAGUUGCAAAAUUUAAAAAUUCUGGCACUAGCAGGAUGCAUCUGGAGUGCGAUCUCUGCACUUUGUACAUCGAGUUGUCCUCUUCUACGCAUGCUCGAUCUUCGUUGGGUGGAGGAUCUCAAAGACUCGCAAAUGAGGGAGUUGCUCUCACCGCCUACAGAUUGCAGAGUAGGUCAUAACCAGAGCAAACUGUGCAACCUGACAGAAUUUCAUUUAGCGGGUUUGGAUAUUACUGACUGCUCGUUGGCGCUGAUGAUACGCUACAUGCCAAUGCUAAACAAGCUGGACCUGAGUCAAUGUAACCACGUGACUGAUCAAUCCAUUGCCCUCUUGACAGCUGCUGGAUCUUCCACACGGGAAACACUGACUGAAAUUAAUCUUUCAGGUUGCCAUCGAAUAACAGACCAGUGCCUGUUGCUGCUUCAACACUGCCCAAACCUUAAUCGAAUCGACCUUCGGAGUUGCAAACUGAUUUCUCCCCAGGCUUGCCAGCAGCUUGCGGAAGGGCUGGCAGGUGUCACCUCAUUUGAACUCGUGGAAGACAAACUGUUAAAGAGAAGCAGUUUACAAUUGACAAAGUAGCCUCAUGGAUGCCGAUAAGCAUUGCCAGAAUGUUCCUCCAAGUCCUGACUGAAACAGCGCAAUUGCAAGCUCUGGGGGAAAUGCCUCCACUCUUCUAGCCGAUUGCUUUCUGUGUGUCUGUAUGGACCAUGCUGUGACGGUCUGGAGUCGUCAUGGCAAUCAUGUCCUUCACUGCUGCUGAAGUCAGUGAUCCAAUGACAGCUGUAUAGUUUUGGAGGAAAAUUACUGGUGUAAUUAUCUAGGCCUCAAAAAUGAAGCAUGAUUUUUGGACAAAAAUGUUUUUAUAUUGCAAAUACAGGGUUUUAAGCAUUACGCUCUGGUAAUAAUUCCUUCCUCCUUUUCUCUUCCCUCAAAAGUGUAGAUUUAGAAAAUAUUUAAAAAUACACAGAACUUGGAGGUAUACGUAAAAUUUCUGAUAUAAUGCUUAUUUGGAAAUAAAAACACAUGGGCUUAAAGAUGGGCUGUAAUUUAAUUUUGGAAAAGACAAUAACUGUUCUUGUCUAAACUUGAUUGCAGUCCAAAAUAAUACUCAUUACUUUUAAAACAGUACAUUUUAAUUAUUUUUUUUAUUCCACUGAAAUGCCCGCUGUUUCUGUAGACAUUCAGUUUUAUCACACUGCAUUUCCAAAUCUUGAUGAAUAGGUGGUGCACGAAUCUGCACCUUAAUACUGAAAUGAGAUCAGUCAGAUUGCAAAACUACAGUGGUGAAAUAAUUCCUGUAAUUAAUAUCUUUGUGUCAUUCCUUCAAUGGAUUUUUCUCGGUGGCUUCCUAUUCCUUGGUCUAAACAAACAAGCUCAUUUAUUUAGGUUACAUUGGUUGCUAUGAGAUUUGAGUUCUGUUCAAAAUUGUGGAGAAAGAACCUGCUUUGAAAAUGAAAGUCCUCAUGGGCUGUAUUGUUUUCCUGUAAUAUGUUUUAUUACAACAUUUUGGGAUGUGUUUUAAUAGUGAAAAUGCUUCAUAGCAACCCAAAUUAUCUAAUUAAGUGAGUACAUAGUGCUUUAAUGGGGGGAAAAAAUCUGAAAUGUGCAGUGAUUGACUUUCGUAAAUAUGAAUACUCUGAUGGAAUAGCUUUUGUCCACUAAAUGUGACAAAGAAAAUAAAAACAUGAUAAGAUUUAGACCACUAAGUAAACAGAUAUGUAAGAUUUUUGAGAGUCCUAUAACAGCUUGUUAUAUUCCAUCACUGCAGUUCUAGCCAAGGGACAGAAAUUUGGGAAAUUUUAGCCAGGUUAAAUGUCUUGUUUUGUUUUUGCACUGGCAAUGUCUUUUUUAAAAAGAACGUGCGUUGGGUUAGGUACUGGAUUUUAUAGUAACUGAGUUUAAUUAUAAACCAUUCCUACCCAAACAUACCCCUUGCCAAAAUGGUGGGCCGUUUGUUCCAUUGUACAUUACUGGUUCUCUAACAAUAGGUUUUUAAUUGGAUCGGUAACAACCAGCCUGUAAAUAACAGCAGAAAAUAUUUUUUAACUUAAGAAUGCUGCCAAACACAACUAAAUGGACAUUUUAUAAUUAUUUUCAGUUGUUACCAUAGAAAGAACACUGGAGAAAUUGCAUUUAAAAAAAAAAAAAAGAAAAAAAAAAAAGAUUUUAACUUCUAAAGGUCUGAGUGAGUUAAUUUGUUCUUGCCCUGAAGAUGAGAAGCCACCAUGUAGACUGGGCCCGCUCUGAAAUACCCAUCAUUUGUAAUUUCUGAAGCUCUGGUGGAGCUUCAGGGGCUUGGUUCUAGUUUGGCCUGGUGAUUUGCUAUACUCACUUUAUUUUACUAAUUUAAACGUGUGUUCUUCCUAAGAACAAAGAUUCUUGAGUUCUGUGUAUUAUUGGCUCGAUUUUCCACCAAGUAAAAGUUUCAGUCAUUAAUCUGUUCCCUGUGGAGGGGGAAGUUAAUUGAUGGAGAACCUAGACUCCAUCAAUUGAUGUCAGACAUCAAAAGCAAUGCAGAAAUAUGCUUGUCUGCCUUGCUUUUCAACUAGAAACGUUAGCAGUGUAUGCUUCCAAGUACUGGCCACAGAAUGCUACCUAUGGGUAAUACCUGAUAUGAAUGUCAUCUAACAAAAGAAAAUAGAUUAAUUAUCUGAGAAGGCACUAUAUUUCUUUCACAUUUGCCCUUGAAACUGCAGAUGGUACUUGCACAUGGACCAAUUCAAGACGGUGGCAGAUAUAAAGAUCCUUGCAGUAUGUUGCUUCAUUCCAAUGGGAUUUGAAAUAGAUUAUAAUGUAAAAAAGAUAUGUAAUAAAUGUAUAGCUAACGGCAAAGCUUUGGUUUGUUAAAUCGAAAGGUAAAAUGGCCAGGAUACAAUCUGAAAAAGUGUGAUAUUCUUAAGAAAUUGUGUUCCCUGUUCAUUGUAGUAUAGGCUCAUAACCUUGUUGAUCGAGAGGCAAUGUUCCACACAUGGGCAUCUGAGUGUCUCAGUUGAGCCAUCCACCGUUUAUGCUGUAAAAACACCUGAUAUAAAUAGUCCCAAAAUUUUCAUAGUUUUUUUUCUUUGUAAUAGGCUUUUCCUGCAUUUCUGCCCACCAACUUGUGUCUUUUGAUUUAGAUAGUACUGUACAAGAGUUCAUGGUGGAAACUUGGUUUAAUAGUUUGUUCUAUUUACAUGUGUGCACUAUGAAAUCAAGCUCUGUGUAUAAAUACAUUUUAUAUGCAUAAUAAGCUUCAGUACAUUUGUUCAAACACUUGUCUAAAGGUGCAAGGAAGUCAUCUUAAUAUGUAUGUUAUUGACCCUAUUACAAUAACAUGUUUACACAAAUUGCCGAAUGUUUGACAUUCAACAUAUGUUAUAUACUACUUUGCAAAUUUCCUGUGGUCUGCAACUUUAAUCCCCAAUGUAGAAUUGACAUAAAUUUUCUAUUAGUUUUCUUCCCAGUGCAUUGUUGAUAUGAGUAAAUUACUCCAGAAAAUUGCAGUUAGCAAGAACUUUGUGCUAAAUUGAAAACCUUAUAAAGGUUGAUUUUCUUUAAAAAAAAAAAAUCCAAAUCAGGACCUGGAACAUAUUUCAAAAUAGAUUUUAAUUGGGCAGUUUUCAUCUCUUAAAUUUAUCUCUUGUAAGAUUCACAAUAUUUUAGAUUUUGCCUAUUUCUGAGCAUUAUAACAAUGUUUAUUUUCUGCAAACUUGAUGUUUCUAUUCUCAAAAGGAUGAAAUGAAUCCUUCAAGAAGUGAUUGUGAUAAAGACAAUAAGAACCAAAAGCUGAUGGCAAUGAGUAAGAUAUAGACUAUACUGGAUUUGAUAUCGGUAUUGAGAGGAUUCGACUGCUUGUCUCUCAACUGAAGCAAGUGUGUUGUUUGCUCAUAAGAGCAACUUUUCAAUCUAUUGAUGUAUAAUCAGGCAAGAGCUUUGCUUAACUUAGUAGACACACAUCACUGGGUCAUUUGACCUUAAGAAAAUGGACUGGUUUUCGAGCAAAUUUGCCGAGCUCCAAAACAUGAAUCUAGAUGUUGAAAUUCCCAGAUUUACUGCCAAUAUUCAAAUAAUUUGUAAGCCAAAGCCUGUUGUUUUUUGCAUUUUUAACCCAAUGCAUUUUCAGAUGUCAACAGUACAAUAUCUUCCACAUGAAUCUACUAAUAUGACCAGCUCACUUACUAAGUCCCAAAUAUAUAUAAUUUCAAAAGAAUGCAAGUUACAAUUUGCCAUGAAUAAAACCGUGCAAAAAUAUUUGCACCUAAAAAAGUUAGUUCUUAAACCUCUUAAUGAAAUUUGUCAGACUUGCUUUGUGAAUAUUUUUCUAUCAAAUAUUUAAAUGAAUACAGUUUGUGGAUUAUGAAAUUUAACCAGUAAACUAUAGAAAUAUGACUCUUGCAAUUGCUGGUUUACAUUUUCUUGUAAUUUUCGCAGUGGAAGCCUAAUUUGUGCAGUUCAAUACAACCUUAUUUUUGUGUAUUUGCCGUUAAGGUCCCUAAAAUUUGUACAAUGCCACUCUGCCAUUGUGACUUGGUCAGAGGUGGGCUUCUUAAUAAAACUAUAGGUUAAUUCAAAUGGGCUGUAAGGAUAUGAAGCCACUGCACUUUUCUAACGUCUAUCUGCAGUCAGUCCUCGCAGACUGGAUGUGUGCAUAAGUAAUUUGAAAGGUUUUUGCACUCAAAUGUAAGUUUUCUCAUCAUCUAUUUGCAAAUAUUCAGCUACUGUUUGACUACUGUUGUAGCUAGCAGUAUUUUGAUGUUUCUAGGCAGAACAAUUUGGUUGUUUUUUAAAUCUCUGGCUCAUUUUGACUAAUAUCCAUUUUCUUUGUUAUAAACUACCGUCAUUCUAGUCUCCAACCACUGGAUGUCACUCGAGUAGUUUAUAAUUUACAGCAGUGUGUCUGGCUAUUAGUGAAGUUGUCUACAAGAAAGUUGGACAUUGUUUUCCUUCAGUACCUCUGCCACUCUCUCUACUGCUAUUUGGUUGUAUCAAUGUCAUUUUCCUGCCAUUAAGCUCACCAUAGACACCAGCAGGUAUAAACUCGUAAGUGGUUGUGUUAAACCCUCUCCUGCCAAACAUUCUGUACAUCCUGCAAGAUUGCUGUUGUCUAGUCUUUCUUUCCUCUCGUGUAAUAAUCAAGACUCUAGAAUACUAAUUCAUCCUUUUAUUGCUGAUAACGUUCCAUCCCAUGGCAGUUCUGAUGUGCCAUCAGAUCAAGAACUCUUGGUGUUCAACCAAACAAUCACUUCUAACAUUUUGACACUAUCCUUUGUUCUUCAGCUAACUUUGUAGUUCUAUCAGUGCCUAACGUCAACACUUGUAUUGACCUCCUUCAUCCCAGCAUUAGAAUGCAAAACUACAAAAAUGUAGCGACGCCUGGCUCCUGUAAACCAAGCACUAAAUGUAAAAACAAUCUUGCCGUUAAUUAACACAGCAUUAAGCGGAACAUUUUCUGCAUGCUUUCCUUGAAGUGAAGGUUGAAGUAGUGAACUACUUAUAUUGAUAGCCUCUCUCAUUUCAUACCAACACAAGACUAGACCCAUCCGUAAAUAAUCUGCUCCAGUGUCUUUGCACUAGCCUGCACAUUUUGAUGAAAUAUGGAAUUCACCCCUUUUCAUACUGAGCUCUACUGCAAAGAGAGACCACCUUGCUUAACUCCAGGACAUUCUUACCAAUUUUAUGGAAAUAUAAUUAACCACAGUUUAUCACUAAGUCUGCUUCCCACUUUGGUAUCUAUUUGAAGACACUUUUUUUCUCCUAUGACCCAACGUUGUUCCGUGUCAGGGAAGCAAAAUAGGUCUCUGUCUGGACUUAUAUUCUUGCAGUUAUUCAUUGUUCGUGGUGGGGAAAGUGAGUAACGCCAAUAAGAUUACCCUGGUAAAGAAUAAGGAGGCAACAACAGUGUUAAUGAGUAAUGCAUACUUCCUACAUCUUCUCUCCCCAACCCCACAAUGCUAUUAUCCAUUCAAUUCUACCUUGUUAAAUUAUGACAAUCUCUAGACGGGAGGUGCGUUUAUCACUUUGCCUGAUUUGAAAGUUAUUCACUUGGCUGUCAAUUUAAUUUUAUUGAUAAUUUCCUCUACUUUUUUAAUAUGCAUAAAACUGUUUCUAAGAAACUAUCAAUGUAUUCAUAAACUUGUCACAAGUUUCAUUUAAUUUUUUUGCAGUUAAAGCAGCAUAGUCACAUUUUUUACUUUAAAUAUAUAUUCACGAGAUUUGCUUUCUUCUCCUUCUCCACAAUCUCACUAACUCUAGUUUCCAAAUUUAAGGCAGUAUUGGCAGUGGUGUAUCCCUACACAGAGUAUAUCGCAGCUUCAUUUUGGUGUUUUCACAGGACAAAAUAGGGCACUUGAAAGCACGCCCAGCCAAACGCUAACUAGCCCUUUCAGAGCUGAGAAUGUUCUGCCUGUAAACCUAGCCUCCCCCCCCCCCCCCCCCCCCCCCCCACCAUUUACUGCUAUCACUUGCACAGGUUGCUUUCAAUGUUUUGGUGUAACAGAGAAUGAAGGGCUGUACAGCCACCCACGUUUAGUUGGUUUCAUUUGUCUUUCUUCAAUCAGAUUGACUUGUGUGUAUUAAAGGGUUGAUUAGAUUGGCCUGUUCAUAUAAUGUGCUGUAAGGAGUUUGAAGAACUUCUGUGUGGGGAAUGUGGUUUCUUGUUUCAUAAUGCCUGAAUUCUAGCCUUAGGAAGAUAACCUCUUAACCCAGACCAAUGAAUAUUCUGCCCUGUGGCUUUCUGAGUUUAUAAUGCACUGUUUCUUGUCAUUAAGGAGCAUCUACCUUUGACUGACGCCAGACUUUCUAAUUUAAUCUUCUAACCAUUCAAAACUUUUACAUUAGAUUUGUUCAUCUUUUGAGCACUGGGAUAUUUGUCCAUGGCUAUAACAUACUGCAGCAAUCCCACAAUAUCAUCCCACAGCUAUUGACAAAUGUUAAACAGAAGAAGCUGGUAUUGUCAGAAAAAACUGCACACUCCAUGUCCAAGUAACUUUUGAAUUUGACUUGGAAAUUUGAAGCAGUUUCCAUUAGUUUAAAAAGUUGUGUAUAAAUGCAAGUUGGUAUCCUGAUCAAUUAGUUAUUUUCAAUAUUGUAUUUGCUAAGCUAAGAAUGAUUCUAUCAAGUAUUGAGAAUAAUGUCUUCAAUAUCUUGAAGCAUCUCCCCCCCAGAUUUAUGAAGUAUAUUCCUUUAUAAAUCUGCACUUUUUACUGCUGGCUCUUCACAGUAUUGAAACAGUUGCCCAAUAGUUUGCAGCUUGUAAAUAUGAUAUUAUCCCAAUGAUAUGACUGUUAAUAUUAAUGGACAAAUAAUUUGAAUCGAUAUGAAGUUCUUUACUUAUUUUCGCAGGCAUGUUAAUCUUUUAAUAUAGGCAGGUUAAUACCAUUGUUAAAUGUAAAGUAAGCAGAGGAAUGGUGGAGUAAUGCAGUAAACACAAUCUUGUGGAUCUGCUAAACGUGCUAUUAAAGCAAUUUGAAUGUCUAUACUGCUAAAGAUAAACAAUUGCAAUAUAUCCAAUAGCAUUCCCAUUCUCAGGACAUACGUUUUAAAGUUGCAUUGGCAGCUUGAAUUUGUGAAAUAGUUAUACUGUUCGUAACUUUUGAAAUCAUAUCCUAUGCCAGUACUUUAGUCUAGGGUCUACAUAUGUUCACCUCUUCCAUUGAAUUCUGCCCUAAUGGUUACGGUGCGAUUGUCAGUGGACUUUAAAUCAUCAUGCAUGCUGGGCUCAAUGCAUAAGCAAAAGCUUUCUGCAUUGAAACCACAAAUCAUGUUGUUUAUGAAUUUGCAUGCUUCCAGUCCUGUGGUAUUUUACCUCUGACCUCCCUCCCCAACCAGUGGACGUCAAAACAAAUUGUGUUUACUGCAUUCUUCUGUCAGUCCUCUGCUUACUUUAUAUUUAACAACGGUGUGACACUGAGAAGCUUUUGGUGGUGACGGUAUUUAUUUUUCACUGCAACUCCACUGCAUUUGCUUAAAAGUUGUGUUGUGCCAUUUCAUUCCUUGUCACUUUCUUUUUUUUUUGUUUAAAACAAGUUGUUACUGCCAUUGUUAUGUUGGUUGUUUAAGAUGUUUAUAAAGCAAAAGAAAUGGCUUUGGAAGAUUUCAAGAUGGUAGCAGACUAAAAUGUAUUGAAUCUUUAUCACUUGCCUUGACUUGUCAGAAAUAAUGCAUGGAAUAGUUGUAAGACGUGUCCUAGAAUAAUCUGAGUCGAGUGAACAAGAACCAUCCCAACUGUUACUACGAAAGUCAUUAACCUAUUUGUGUUUCCCUUCCAUCUGGCCUUCCCUUCCCAACUGCCUGUGCUUUUCUAUAUGUACAGUACUUCACAAAAGAACAAUCAAAAUAAAAUAGUGCGUCAAGAGAAAAAUACUAAGGAGGGGCCUCAUUGCUGUGAGCCACUCCUGUUAUACGGGUGUAGGAUAUUUCUAAAGUUGUAACUGGUGGAAUAUUUAUUAGGAGCAUGUGUCGAAAUAUCAUAUACUGUAUCUUGCAGAAUAACUACUUAAUGUUAUUUUGUUGCUUAUCUGAACCUCCAUGGUCUAAAUCCUUUGGUCUAGUCCUUUGGACAGUCUCUAAAAUAGUUAUCAUUUAAAAUUAACUAUUGGUGUCUCAGUUCUUUUAGGUGCCAUAUGUCAUCCAAUUUAAUGGAAUUGGAUUGUCCCCAAGAUAUGUCCCCCAAUUUAAUGGAAAGACACAAGGACAUUCUGGUUUUUAACCCAUGCCUUUAAACUGAGUUUCUUGCUUGCUUGUUAGUAUUCCUGCUUCUGAAACCAUGUACUGUGGAAUAUUUAAACGGUUAUAACUCAAUUUUCUGGUUAAUGUACUCAAGGGGAACUAUUGUCAUGGUGGAAUUCUGUUCAAAUUUAGUCCAACUUUAGAGAAUCUCCCUGUUUGCAGCAUUUGAACCAAACAGGGCACUAUCAUCUAGAUUUGUUAAUUGAUUAAUUUAUCUCUUAUUAACCUGCUUACCUUGUAUCCUCGUAUGAAACAUGAUAGACUAGAACAUGAGUGGGCAUUCCCACUCAAUCACCCAGUAUGUUAUAUCACUGAUAUUGUGGGGGGAAUAUUCAGAUUUUUUUGUUCAUGCCUGUUUUACCCAUGUUCGUUCAUGUUUUGGCAGCACUGUUUGGACUGGUUUAAUGGUUAGCUGGGCCAAUGUUAGAGUCCAGCAUUGAUAUUGACCAAGUACAUUCUGAUCUUCAAGUGGGAACAAAAAUAGAGGGCUGCUUAAGGGACACUCCACCUCCCAAGGCUUGAGUUUAUUGUUAGGUACAUGUGUCAUAUACAUUUAGUGACCAAAAUAUUUAGAAAUGGCCACAUCAAUUUGUGUGGGACGCCUAAUUCAGGUUAUGAGUUUUGUUCCUGAUGUUCUCCUUGUUAAUAGAAAAUAAAUGCAGAAUUUUGUAAAGAUUUGAGUAUUUUCUCAGUUGAUGUUUUAUAGGAUUAUACCACUUGUAAAUAACGUUUUGCUGGUUGGUUCUUAAUCCUUGUACAGCCAACUCUUAUUUUGAAUUUGUAGCUGCACAAAACAUGCUGUACUUCAGAAACCUCAAUUAUACUUGAAUAAAGUUUUACUUUAAAUUUAAA
This is a messenger RNA of Amblyraja radiata (thorny skate), 11603 nucleotides long. RefSeq names its product lysine-specific demethylase 2B-like. The record is from RefSeq and is a predicted model, not a curated record. Gene Ontology annotation, molecular function: zinc ion binding; protein binding; DNA binding. NCBI's taxonomy places the organism in Eukaryota, Metazoa, Chordata, Chondrichthyes, Rajiformes, Rajidae. The coding region runs from base 456 to 2624 and encodes 722 amino acids. The transcript is spliced from 11 exons.